AGCAGCCAGCGGAGCUCGGGGACGGAGGCAGCGAUCCCUGCAGCGGGCACCGGCGCUCGGGCAGCCGCGAUGGGGAGUCGGUGCCCGGCUCCGCAGGGGCGCUGUGCGGGGCGCGCUGCGGGGCUGUGACCGCGCAGCGGAGCCGGACGGCUGAUUAAGGAGCACACACUGAAAAGGAGACCGAGCCAACCUUCACCUCCGUCCCCACGGCCUCGGGGAGUUGUUAGCGAUGGGGUGCCUGGAAAGGUCAACCCAGCUGCUGCUGCAGCUGCUGCUACUUGGGGGCCUGAGGCCAGGGCAGGGCUCUACUGUGCUGGGCACCCUGGAUUUACAGAUAGAUGAGGAGCAGCCAGCUGGCACCAUCAUCGGGGACAUCAGUGCUGGACUGCCCCCCAGCACCACUGCCUACAUGUACUUCAUCUCCGCGCAGGAGGGCAGCGGUGUCACCACGGACCUGGAGAUAGAUGAGAACACAGGCAUCAUCAAAACAGCCCGUGUGCUGGACCGAGAGAGCCGGGACCGCUACAGCUUCAUUGCUGUCACCCCUGAGGGCAUCACAGUGGAAGUGAAUGUCCAGGUGAAUGACAUCAAUGACCAUGCACCAGUAUUCCCCAAGCACCACCACACCUUUCAAAUCCCAGAGCACACCCACAUUGGCAGCAGGUUCCCCCUGGACCCAGCCUUCGAUGCUGACAGUGGCCUGCUGAACACCCAGGGUUAUGUGCUCAAAGGGGAGAAUGUGGGCCAAGCCUUCCGCCUGGAGACACGCAGGGGCCCCAAUGGGGUCCUGUACUUGAACCUGGUGGUCAGCAACGUCCUGGACCGGGAGAACUGCUCAUCGUACUCCCUGCUGCUGGAGGCCUAUGAUGGCGGCUCCCCUCCCCGGAGCACUCAGAUGACUUUGGAUGUGGCCAUACAGGACAUCAACGACAAUGCACCUGCCUUCAACCAGAGCCGCUACCACACCCUCAUCUCCGAGAACCUGAAACCAGGCAGCAGCAUCCUGCAGGUCUUUGCCUCCGAUGCAGAUGAGGGUGACAACGGGGCUGUGGUGUAUGAGAUCAACCGUCGGCAGAGUGACCCUGAUCAGUACUUCACCAUUGACUCCAGGACGGGUGUCAUCAAGCUCAACAAGGGGCUGGACUAUGAGAUGAGGAAGGUGCAUGAGCUGGUGGUGCAGGCACGGGACAAGGCCAUGCACCCAGAGGUCACCACAGCCUUUGUCACCAUCCACGUGCGCGACUACAAUGACAACCAGCCCACCAUGACCAUCAUCUUCCUGAGCGAGGAUGGCUCACCACAGAUCUCCGAGGGUGCCCAGCCUGGCCAGUAUGUGGCACGCAUCUCUGUCUCGGACCCCGACUAUGGUGAGUACUCCAAUGUCAAUGUCUCCCUGGAGGGGGGAGACGGCAAAUUUGCCCUCACCACCAAGGACAAUAUCAUCUACUUGAUCUGUGUGGACCAGCUGCUGGAUCGGGAGGAGAGAGACUCCUAUGACCUGCGGGUGACGGCCACUGACUCAGGGACCCCUCCGCUGCGGGCAGAGUCGGCCUUUGUGCUGAAGGUGAUGGAUGUCAAUGACAACCCACCACUCUUUGACCAGCAGGAAUACAAGCAGAGCAUCCCCGAGGUGGUGUACCCAGGCAGCUUUGUCCUGCAGGUGACAGCCCGUGACAAGGACCAAGGUCCCAAUGGGGAGGUACGGUACAGCAUCCUACACAGCCAGGACACCCACUCCAACUGGUUCACCAUCGACCCAGCCACAGGCAUCAUCACCACCGCUGCCUCCCUGGAUUAUGAGAAGGACCCCCAGCCCCAGCUGACAGUGCUGGCCAUGGACAGAGGGACACCUGUCCUCUCCUCCACGGCCGUGGUGCAUGUGGCCCUACAGGACGUCAACGAUAAUGAGCCUGUGUUCAGGAGCAACUUCUACAAUGUAUCCCUGAAGGAGAACACACCCGCUGGGACCUGCUUCCUACAG
Molecule: messenger RNA, 1981 nt
Organism: Terrapene triunguis (Three-toed box turtle)
Lineage: Eukaryota; Metazoa; Chordata; Testudines; Emydidae
Product: protocadherin-16-like
Exons: 2
Biological process (GO): homophilic cell-cell adhesion
Cellular component (GO): plasma membrane
Molecular function (GO): calcium ion binding
Source: RefSeq, a predicted model, not a curated record